This is a messenger RNA of Orbicella faveolata, 2962 nucleotides long. RefSeq lists its product as uncharacterized. NCBI's taxonomy places the organism in Eukaryota, Metazoa, Cnidaria, Anthozoa, Scleractinia, Merulinidae. The record is from RefSeq and is a predicted model, not a curated record. Gene Ontology annotation, cellular component: extracellular region. Gene Ontology annotation, molecular function: calcium ion binding.
CGCAAUGGGGAAAUUUCCGUUGUUACUUUUAAGCAUUUGCUUCCUGGUAGCUUUUGGAAAAGGGAACGCGAAUGAUGUGCGGCUAACCUCAGAAGAUGCCAACAGCUUUUUCAGUCCAGUUAAAAGAUUCUUCACCAGUCUUCGCCAUGAAUGCUAUGAGGAGGGAUGCGACUUUGAAGAGGUCGAGGAAGUAAUGGGCUCCAGCCAAAGAGCGUAUGAAUAUUACUACACUUACACGUGCGCAAAAUUUGGCAAAAACUGCAAAGUUCCUUGUACAUACCGAGAAGACUGCAGUGUGGGAGACUGGGGAAGUUGGAGAGGUAACGUUGAUGCUCAGACCCCAGGAUGUUACAAACAGACAAGGUCCAAACCAUUCAACCAUCCUCUUCAAACUACGUACAGGCGCUUCAGCUGUGGCGGACUGAACAUUGAGUGCCGUCCACCGCCAGUCGAGAAACGACAGCAAUGUGUUUGCCGAAAAGCGAAUUGUCAUCCAGGAUCCUGGAAACAAUGGACAGGGGACGUUGAAGAAGGUACCUGUGACAUGCAGACCAGGAUAAGACCUUUUACUUUGACCUGGUCUUUGGAGCAACAAACUGGUUCAUGCAGGGGAAUGCAAACUACCUGCCCUUCGCCAGAAUCUGACUACCGAAAGAUGUGUAGUUGCUCCAAGGCUGAUUGUACAUUGGAGGACUGGAGGGAGUGGGAAGGUGCUGUCGAGGAGGGAACUUGUUCCGAGCAAAAGCGAACAAGAGGAUAUACCAUCUUGGUCGUUUACGAAUCGCACCUCGAUGAGUGCCCCAGCCUACCUCAAGGGUGUCCAAAAGCAGACGAACAGAAGCGUACAAUGUGUAGCUGUCAAUAUGCCACAUGCUUUCUUGGCGACUGGUCAGCGUGGGAACCUAAAGAACUGAAAGGAGAACAAUGUGGUCAGCAGCAGACACGUAGAAAGACAUAUUCGCUGACGUUUGCUUAUCAGAUGCACGCUGACGAGUGUCCGUCUUUGCCACAAACAUGCCCGGAUGAUAUAGUCGAGAAAAGAACCCAAUGCAAAUGUGCAUACAGAGACUCUUGUGACCUUAAACCUUGGAGUGAAUGGGAAAAACCGCUGACCGAGGAAGGCUGUCAAGUGCAGACAAGAAAACGACGUUAUGUUCAUCCUUUGAAAUAUUCACUGCAAGAAGACUGCAGUGGCUUGUUGACGUCUUGUAUAACAGAACCAAAGGAAAGCAGGAAUUUCUGUAAAUGCAAGCACGUGGUAUGUGAUCUGGGGGAGUGGUCUGAUUGGGGCGGCGCUGUACUGACGUCAGGUCAGUGUGGAAAGGAGGAAAGAAGCAGGAAGUACUCUUCUAAAGAAAAAUUCACUUUUGCUGAAACCUGCAAUGGGCUUACCACCUCGUGUCCAUCAGCCCAUGUCGAAACAAGGACAAUGUGCAAAUGUCCCUAUGUUACCUGUGAUAUCAGUGAUUGGAAUACCUGGCAAGGUGAAUUACCAGAGGAUGGAUGUGCACAGCAAAUGAGAACCAAAAAUGUAACAAAAGAACAUCACGAAAAGAGUCAAGCCGAAAGCUGUGAAGGAUUACCGACGGAAUGCCCAACCGCUCCAUCUGAAACAAGGCAAUGGUGUAACUGUUCAUAUCGGGAAGACUGUGUACUCAAAGGCUGGAGUGACUGGUCUGGAAAGAUCCCGGAUGUGGGAUGCGCUAUUCAAAUGCGAACACGUGACUAUAACAAAUCAAUAGAAUGGAUUGAUAGGGCAACAUGUGAUGGCCUGGACUCCUGUCCUGCUAUCCGCGAGGAGACUCGUACCAAGUGUAACUGUAACCAGAUAAUUUGUUCCUGGGGAAAUUGGACAAAGACAAGUUUCAACCCCCAGACUAACUGUUAUCUCGAGGCGAGGGUUAAAAACGAGUCCCAUGGCUUCAAGAAAGUCGAGCAAGAGGAUAACUGUAACGCAAUACCAAUGGUGUGCAACGACUACGAGAGAGAGGAAAGAGAAGACUGUCUAAGCGGUGGAGAGGGAGGUAAACCCACCACUCGAGCUCCAACCACUAAACCUGUAGUCACGACAGUGGCUCCAACAACAGGAUUUCAACCAGCGACAUAUGUAUUUAUUGGCUGUUUCCAGGAUUCCGGCGAAAAGCCUCGUCCAUUGCCCCUAUUGAUCGCAAACAUGAGAAAAGGCAUUGAUUGGUACAAUCUCGGCAAGACAGUACAAGCAUGCGCAAAUGUGGCAAAGAACAAAAGACUGGAAUAUUUCGGGGUGCAGUUUUACGGCGAGUGUUGGAGUGGACCUGACGCAGGCGAAACGUUUGCAAGAGAUGGGCCUUCCGAAGCUUGUUAUGAAGGGGUCGGCAAGACAAAAACCAAUGCCGUUUAUCGCAUAGAAGACCUUCCAGCAUGUUCUUCGGAGCUCCGUUUCAAGGCAGAAGUCAGUAGCGGUCAAGUCAGUGGACAGGCUUGGUGUGCGGGAGAUUCUGAUGAAUUUCAGUGGAUAACUUUGGAUUUUGGUGGUGAAAGAAAAAUUUCAGGCGUCGGCACUCAGGGUGCUGAUAGGGACAACUGGGUAACCAUAUACACUCUUGAGUGGAGUGAGGAAGGAGAAUCCUGGGAGCCCUACCAGGAAGAUGGUCAUGAUAAGAUCUUUACAGGGAAUUCAGAUCGAUUCACUUUAGAGACACACUGGUUGAAGUAUCCGAUCACCACUGGUUUCUUACGCUUCAGACCAAAGUCAUGGACCUCUACACACGUCUGUAUGAAGAUAAGAGUCUACGGUUGCAACGUGUAAAGAAGGCGUAUACUUAGAAAGCAGACUCUUCGGUUAAGAUAUUUCCGUAAUCAUGGAGGUUCAAGUAACAGCCCAAAAAACUGAUGACUGCAUGUUAUAUUAUAAUUACACCCUGUUUAGUACACUUGUCCUGUUGAAAGUUAUCUAGUAACAGAAAUAAAACGAGUCACUUGA